This is a messenger RNA of Pyrgilauda ruficollis (rufous-necked snowfinch), 3432 nucleotides long. RefSeq names its product SLU7 homolog, splicing factor (gene SLU7). Lineage: Eukaryota; Metazoa; Chordata; Aves; Passeriformes; Passeridae. The record is from RefSeq and is a predicted model, not a curated record. Gene Ontology annotation, cellular component: spliceosomal complex. Gene Ontology annotation, molecular function: pre-mRNA 3'-splice site binding. Bases 173 to 1915 code for a protein of 580 amino acids. Gene Ontology annotation, biological process: mRNA splicing, via spliceosome. The transcript is spliced from 16 exons.
CCGGGACUCGGGAUCCGGGACUCGGGACAGGGAUUCGAGAUUCGAGAUUCGGCAGGGUGGUUUCUGUAGGCUCCGAGCAAGUGCUGGUGUCCCCCGCCCGGCCCUGCGCCCGGGCCUGGCGCUGCUUCCCCGCGGUGGUUCUCUCGCGUCUCUUCCGGGGAAAAAAGCCAAAAUGGCCUCAGGUGCGGUAGCAAACGCCCCUCCUGCAGGAGGGGCAACUGAUGUGAGCCUGGAGGAACCAAAGAAGAUGACGAGGGAAGAUUGGAGGAAAAAGAAAGAAUUAGAAGAGCAGAGAAAACUGGGGAAUGCACCUGCUGAAGUGGAUGAAGAAGGAAAAGAUAUCAACCCUCAUAUUCCUCAGUACAUCUCCUCAGUGCCGUGGUACAUAGAUCCUUCUAAGAGACCCACACUGAAGCAUCAGAGACCUCAGCCAGAGAAGCAGAAGCAGUACAACUCCUCUGGAGAUUGGUACAAACGAGGCGUUCAGGAGCACGCCGUGGCCACGCGGUACCGCAAAGGAGCCUGCGAGAACUGCGGCGCGCUCACCCACAAGAAGAAGGACUGCAUGGAGAGACCCAGGAAAGUUGGAGCAAAAUACACAGGCAUGAAUAUUGCCCCAGAUGAGCACGUGCAGCCUCAGCUGAUGUUUGAUUACGACGGGAAGCGAGACCGGUGGAAUGGCUACAACCCAGAGGAGCACAUGAAAAUUGUGGAGGAGUACUCCAAGGUUGAUUUGGCCAAACGGACACUGAAAGCCCAAAAGCUUCAGGAGGAGUUGGCAUCAGGGAAGCUGGAGCAAGUGAACUCCCCAAGACACCAGUGGGGAGAAGAGGAAUCAAAUUCACAGACAGAAAGAGAUCAUAACAGUGAAGAUGAAGAUGAAGACAAGUAUGCAGAUGACAUCGAUAUGCCUGGGCAGAACUUUGACUCCAAAAGACGCAUCACAGUCCGAAACCUACGUAUUCGGGAAGACAUUGCCAAAUACUUGAGGAACCUAGAUCCAAACUCAGCUUAUUAUGAUCCCAAAACAAGAGCAAUGAGGGAGAACGCUUAUGCCAACACAGGCAAGAAUCCAGAUGAAGUUGGUUAUGCAGGUGACAACUUCGUUCGCUACACAGGCGAUACCAUUUCAAUGGCACAGACCCAGCUGUUUGCCUGGGAGGCUUACGACAAAGGCUCUGAAGUUCAUCUUCAAGCAGACCCUACAAAAUUAGAACUCCUCUAUAAAUCUUUCAAAGUGAAAAAAGAAGAUUUCAAGGCACAGCAGAAAGAAAGCAUCCUAGAGAAGUAUGGCGGACAAGAACAUUUAGAUGCCCCCCCAGCUGAACUGCUGUUAGCUCAAACAGAAGAUUAUGUGGAGUAUUCUAGGUGUGGAACAGUCAUCAAAGGACAGGAGAAAGCUAUUGCUUGUUCCAAGUAUGAAGAGGAUGUGAAGAUCAACAACCAUACAUGCAUUUGGGGUUCAUACUGGAAAGAAGGAAAGUGGGGUUACAAGUGCUGUCACUCCUUUGUCAAGUACUCCUACUGUACAGGAGAAGCUGGGAAGGAAAUUGCUAAUACAGAGGCAAGUUUAAUGGAGGAGCAGCCUGAGGAGGAAGAGCACAUGACAAAACCCAAAACACUGAUGGAGAUCCACCAAGAGAAACAGAAAGAGAAGAAAAAGAAGAAGCACAAGAAGAGCUCAAAUUCUGACAGUGAGGGUGAAGAGAAAAAGAAGCAAGAAAAACUGAAAAAGGCUCUCAAUGCUGAAGAAGCUCGACUUCUCCACAUCAAAGAAAUCAUGCAGUUAGAUGAGAGGAAGAGACCAUACAACAGCCAGUAUGAAACCAGGGAGCCAACAGAAGAGGAGAUGGAGGCCUACAGAAUGAAGAGACAGAGACCUGAUGACCCCAUGGCCUCUUUCCUUGGGCAGUAGUCACAGGAGGCACCAUUCCAGUACACAAGGCUUUUUCCAGUUGUUUACAACUCUCUAUAGACACUUUAUUCCCUUGCACACGCCUAAAAUGGCAGAAACCUUUCUGUGCUCUGAAGAAAUUUGUGAAAGCUUCUUUCAGCAGACAUGAGCAGUCUAGAACUUACUGGAGUUUUGUAAAUGUGUGUGUAUGUAUACAAAUGCAGGCACAUAUAUACACACACAUAUAUGUAAUAUAUGUAUAGAUAAAAUAUACAAACCUGCUCUGUAAGUCCUUGAAGGAGAUCUGACUGAAAUCCUAGGUUUAUUUGGCCAACUAGCAUGUGUGUGUGUGUAUAUAUAUAUACAUAUAUAUAUAUGGCCAACUAAUGCCUAAAGUUGUGAUACAGUAAAACUGACUAGUCAGAAGAAAUGGUCAGCAGGUGUGAAUAUAGAACAAAAAUUAUUGACCAAAAAUUGACACAACUACUACUAGAGUUUCUUGUUUGUAAAGCCUGUAUCAUGACUGUAAAAGUCAUUGUUUCUUGAUCACUUUGCAGUAAGUACUUUGGAAAUGUAAAAGUUAAUUGCUUUGUUCUGGUUAAAUCAAUAUGAAAAUCUUAAUUGCUGUCUAACCUUUUAAAUGAAAGGGUUAGGAGAAGCUGACUGUAGAGUUUUUAAAUUCCAAUUGUUUCUUCAGAUGUUUUUCCACAGAAAUUUCAGUUGCAAAGAUCUGUGUUCUUGAGUUUCCUUUUGAUAACAGUGUUGUUUUACAUGGUGUGACACCAAAUGUCAGGCUCUAAUCCCCUGGGAGAGUAUGAAGCAGCAUCUGCUUUGAUUUGGCAAUGUUAGUCCUUACACUGGGAGUUUCCCCUUUUAACUAAUUAAAAGUUGAAGAACUGGAUGAAAAACUGCACAGCAUGACUUUAGAGUUGGAAGGCUUGGGAAUUACUUCUGUUGAGGCUUAAACUCUUUCCAAGGAAAAACUGUUCUUUUCCACAAAUAAUUACACACAGAAGACAUACCUGUGAGUGUCCUGUGUGUGAUUUCACAGACACUGAGGACUGAAUGUUUUCAUUUGGCACAUGUAGCUAAUGAUGGCAAUUCUGCACUGGUCUGCAAUUGGUUCUGUAUUAAUACAAUAUAUGAUAUUCUCAUUGGUGAUCAAAAUUUUGAGUAUUUACUGUGUGUCUGAUCCUCUGCCACACAGUAAAAGCAAACUGUCUGAAUUGGCUGGUUUGAGCUGAAGUGUUCUUCUCGGGGCUGUAGCACCUGGGCUUGUGCCAGCAUGCCCUGCAACUGCUGUUGGCUUGGUCAGUGCCACGUUCAGUUUGAGGGAAGAGGAGCUGUCAGAAGGGUUCCUUGAGUUAUUUACAUACCUUUCUCAGAGCUGCAGUUUAGUCUAAAAAAAGUUAAAUCUGAAAGAAUUAAUUGUUUAUAAAGGAGGUAAUUCAGAAAUAACACAAAGGAAAUUUCAAGACUAACUUUGUAAGCUGUGGAUUGACUUCAUGGAAACUUUAAUACAUCGAGUCUCUACUGAA